Geodia barretti is the source of this 1043-nucleotide messenger RNA. The record is from the annotation of a GenBank genome assembly. Lineage: Eukaryota; Metazoa; Porifera; Demospongiae; Tetractinellida; Geodiidae.
AGCACCACCCCACGUGUGCAUUUGCGAAGCUGAGGCAUGAGGUAUAGAUAGAUAGUCGGGAAAAGAGACGAGGAAAGCUUACUAACUGAGCCAGAGACAGUCCCUGAAAACUGUGAGAGAGAGAGGAAGAAAAGAUGGGGAGAACAAUGGCGGAUAGGCCGCUGAAAAAGUCAGCGAGCAGCUCAAAUCCUGAUCGAGUGGCCACCGGCCCUCAUCAGAGGUCAAAGACCACCAUCAAGAGACUCCAGAUGUACAAGAGUGGAGGGAAAGUUGUGAGGAAUCGUCAGGGGAAGGUACUGCGGCCGGCUCCAUUCCAGACCAGUGUUAAGAGUGGAGAGGUGGCCAGAGUGGAACCCAACCGCAAGUGGUUUGGUAACACCAAGGUGAUUACGCAAUCGGCUCUGCAGACAUUUCAAGAAGAGAUGGGGAAAGUGAUAAAAGACCCUUAUAAGGUUGUCAUGAGAAAAACUGGGCUGCCUAUUUCACUGCUGCAAGAAACGUCCAAGCAUGCUAGAGUGCAUCUACUGGACACGGAGAGUUUCAAGGCGACAUUUGGUCAACACUCUCUGAGGAAAAGACCCAAACUGUUCUCCUCUGAUUUACAGGAACUUGCCGAAACAGCCCAAAAGAAUGCUGAAACGUAUAAAGAGGAUGAAGACAAAGACAUCGUCAGAGAGGCUCCUGAAGCGAGGGCAGAGAUGAGAGAGUGUGUAUUCAGCAAGGGGCAGUCCAAGAGGAUAUGGAAUGAACUGCACAAGGUUGUAGAUUCGUCGGAUGUUGUUGUUCAGGUACUAGAUGCCAGGGACCCCCAGGGGACGAGGUCGAGCAUAUCGAGAGCUACUUGAGACGAGAGAAGCCGCACAAACACAUGGUUCUCCUGCUCAACAAGUGUGACCUGAUCCCCACCUGGGUCACGACUCGGUGGGUGACAGCGCUGUCCCCAGAAUAUCCCACUCUGGCCUUCCACUCCAGCCUCACCAAUCCCUUUGGGAAAGGCUCUCUCAUACAUCUUCUGAGACAGUUUGCCAAGGUUAACUGCUAGA